UGACGCAACUUGAGUUCAUCGCCAACAAUAAUCCAAGAUGGCGGCUGGUUCUAGUUCUACGGAUUCCAACCAACAAGUCGAUCGAAUAUCUUCCCUCUAUCCGAAGGUAGACGAGUCAGAAACGCCAUUGCCGCGAUGCUGGAGCCCUAAAGAUAAAUUCACCUUCAUCGGUCUAUCACAGAACAAUCUUCGUGUACAUUAUAAAGGUGUUGGGAAAACUCACAAAGAUGCAGCAUCUGUAAGAGCUACACACCCUAUACCACCAGCAUGUGGUCUGUAUUAUUUUGAAGUACGAAUUGUCAGCAAAGGACGCGAUGGAUACAUGGGUAUUGGUCUGUCAGCACAAGGAGUAAAUAUGAACAGACUUCCUGGAUGGGAGAAGAAUUCUUAUGGUUUCCAUGGAGAUGAUGGUCACUCUUUUUGCUCGUCUGGGACUGGGAAGCCGUAUGGACCGACAUUUACAACAGGAGAUAUUAUUGGCUGUGGAUUAAACCUUAUUGAUAACACUUGCUUUUAUACUAAAAACGGAGUCAACUUAGGUAUUGCUUUCAGAGACCUUCCAUCUAACCUUUAUCCUACUGUGGGACUACAAACACCAGGAGAAGUUGUGGAUGCAAACUUUGGACAACUUCCAUUUAUAUACAACAUAGAUGAGGAAAUAAAGGAAAUUCAUUCCAACACGAGACAAUCGAUAGAAAGACAUCCAAUAUGUGACAAAGAAGGACAGUGGCAAUCAACAAUACAAAAAAUUGUUUCAACAUAUCUCCGACAUCAUGGCUAUUGUGCAACAGCUGAGGCAUUUGAUAGAAGUACAGGACAAACAAGUCCAGAGGAGCUGGCCUCCAUUAAAAACAGACAAAGAAUACAGAAGUUGGUAUUAGCUGGACGUAUGGGAGAAGCUAUAGAAAUGACUCAAGCACUUUACCCAGGACUAUUAGAAAGAGACCAAAAUCUUUUAUUUGUUCUUAAAUGUCGUCAGUUUGUUGAAAUGGUUAGCGGUAAUGAUAGUGAAGUACGUCCAUCUGCACACAGUCCAAGGUCUAGUCCUAAUGUUAGUCCCACCCAUUCUUAUGGUGGUGCAUCUGUAAGUAGUGUAGGUGCAAGCUCAAGUGGCUCGGCAUCUAAUGGUCUUGUCAGUAAUGGCGUUGAUAAUGGAAUUGUGGAAGAUGACGAUGCAGCUAUGGAAGUAGAAGAUGUGGAAGAAUCAUCUAAUGGAAGCAUAUUAAAUGGUGAUACAAUGCCUGAUGACCAGCCUCACAGUCCCAGAAAGAGUUCUUCAGAAGCUUGUUCACCAAGACAAUUAUGUUGUGGUAAUCGAUCUUCUUUAGAAAAGGUUCUAAGUUUUGGUAGAGACUUACAAAACAUGAGUGUACAACUUAGAAGAGAACAUGGCAAAAAUGAAUCCAACAAGAAGGCUUUACAGGAUGCAUUCAGUUUAUUAGCAUACAGUGAUCCAUGGUCUAGUCCUGUAGGAUAUCUUUUAGAUCCAGUUCAACGAGAACCCAUUUGUUCAGCCUUAAAUAGUGCAAUUUUAGAAUCCCACAAUAUGCCAAGACAGCCACCAUUAGACCUUGUCCUUGGACAGGCACAAGAAUGUCUUAAAUUAAUGUCAAAAGUAGGACUAGGGGCUUGUGCUUUUGCAAGUGUAGAGGAAUUUCUUCAGUAAUAAUAUUUAGUUGUUGUUUUUUCAUUCACAAAAGCUAUCUGAAAAUAGUGAAAUUUGAUCAAACUUCAAAUGAACCUCUUGUAUUUUUUGUGGCACUAACAAACUUAUUGUAAGCAAGAAACAAUACAUAUCCACUGAACAGUGUUGAACCUCAGUUGGGGACAUGUGAUAUAAAGSUUAUGAUUUUCUGCAAUUUUGAAUGAGAUAUUUCCAGAAAGGGUCAAUACUWGCUUGAUGUAAUUAAAGAGGUGUCAUGGAAAGAGGAUGAAACAACUAUUUUAAGUUUGAAAUAGCCUCAGAGUCCCUCGGAUUGUUGUGUGGAGAGAAUUUGUACAGAUUUGGUUUGGCCAGAAUUUUUUCCUCAAAAAGUUUUUUUUUUUUUGUAUUUUGGGUGUGUUCACUCAGGCAUCUAUAGAUUGUUAAUUUUAAAGGAGAAAAUGUGAAAAACAGUGAUAAACRAAAUAAUAUAUUAAUAUGUAAGAGACUCAUUUGUAUUUCAAUAUUUGCUUUAGUUUGAUGUUUGCCAUGACGUUUUUAUUUAUAGAAUGAUUUAACUGUCCUUGUACUAAUUUCUUUCUGUGAAAUAGUUAAGGGCGCAUGUGUGACAUAUUUGCAAGAUAAUUUAACAAUAGUUGAAUUUUAGGAUAAUAUAUGACUGACGAAGCACAUUACAGCAAGAUUUGCCAAAUCGUGUCAACAUGCAACACUCUAGUAUUUUUGCUAGAUUUUAUUAUUGUGUAGAAUUUGAAUCCUUCAAACGUCUUGCAAGUAUUUUAACCAUGCAAGUCUUUAUUUACAAAAGAACGAGUUAUACGRUGGUAUGUGAGUUCUCACUUGGAUUGGCUGAAUUCAUGAAACUUUGCCACUAAAAGGCAUGUUUCAUUGAAAGAAUUCAAAGCAUGAAAUUCAACAAAUAGGCAUGUACUUUUGCUGCCAUGUUUUAAGGUGUAUUGUAUGUAAAAGAUCUAUUUCAACCAAAUUUUUGGAAUUCACAUACACAUCCAGGAAAAAAUGACAUUAUAGAAAAAAAAUAAAAUGUCAAGCAUUGACAAAGCACUUUUUCAGCCCCAUACCAGGAUUUCUACUCCAUGCAAGAUUGUGUUCAUGUUGUCGUAUUGUAAAAUUGCUUUUUAAUUUAUUAUAUUUUUGGUUUCUUUUACUUUUAAUAAAAUCAGGUAACAUGACA
Molecule: messenger RNA, 2852 nt
Organism: Exaiptasia diaphana
Lineage: Eukaryota; Metazoa; Cnidaria; Anthozoa; Actiniaria; Aiptasiidae
Product: ran-binding protein 9
Exons: 12
Coding region: 38-1666 (542 amino acids)
Biological process (GO): cell surface receptor signaling pathway; cytoskeleton organization
Cellular component (GO): cytoplasm
Molecular function (GO): protein binding
Source: RefSeq, a predicted model, not a curated record